Molecule: messenger RNA, 1310 nt
Organism: Columba livia (rock pigeon)
Lineage: Eukaryota; Metazoa; Chordata; Aves; Columbiformes; Columbidae
Gene: SPACA6
Product: sperm acrosome associated 6
Exons: 9
Coding region: 55-1074 (339 amino acids)
Biological process (GO): fusion of sperm to egg plasma membrane involved in single fertilization
Source: RefSeq, a predicted model, not a curated record
GGAACCCCACUGUUCCUUAGGGACUCAGGCAGCCAGGUGUUGUGCUUUGGGGCCAUGGGGUGGUGGUGUGCACCCAUGAUGCUGCUGUUGGUCCUCUGGCUCCCUCGAAACCCAGGCAUACGGGCAGGAGGACUUGGCUUGUGGUGGUGGGUGGCCUUGGUGUCCUGGCUCCCUGGCGUGCACCCCUGCCUGUUCUGCUUUUUGGCUCCCACCGAUCAGAGACAGCUGUGCCGUUACAUGACUGAGACCAGUGCCAAAGAGACCCAACAUCAACUCUGCCUUGAAGCCCUUGUUGAGGCUGCUGAACCACUUGCCUCUGUCAUUGUGGGUGCGUCAUGGGACCCCAGGGACGCCCAACCCAACGGGGACUCCAACCAAGGGGAGGAGCAGCAUAUGGCACUUCAGAAGAUCAUCAUGGACGCUGUGGAUUUUGUGAAGAAGCAGAAGGGCAAGAAGCCCUUUCGGGUGUCUCUGAAGGCAGCCAUCAAGAAAAUCUGGGUGAAGCUGAGCAAGAUGGAGGAAGCUCCAGCCUGCAUCCCCCCCUGUGGAAAUCAGAAAGCUGCCCGCGUCUUCCAAUGUGCUACCUGCCACAUCAUGCACUGCCCGUUUCCCCUGGACUGCCCAGUGCAGGAGGUGUGGGCCCGCGCAGAUGAAGUCGUCACACUGCACUGUGACGUGCCCUUUGCUAUCCCCCCGAACUGGUCCAUUACCUGGAUGUUUGCCAAGGAUAUGCGCACACAGGAUCUGACACUGUUUGAGGAGCUGCAGACGAGUGAAGAGGGACCUCUGAGUCUGACCCUCUGGGGCCCCGUUCAGGGAACCUUCGCCUGUCGCCUGGCAGACCUUUUUGAACCCUUCAUCCGCAAGUACUUCUACCUCAAUGUAUCAGGGCAAAAUGUGGAGGCAGAGCGGGGACUCCAGGCUCGGCUCAGAGUUGUGCUGCGCUGGCCCCAUGACAUGGCCCCCCUGCACCCCAUGGCGUGGCUGGGGCUGGGGCUGGCACUUGGCUCCAUGACACUCGUGAUGCUACUGGGAGCCAUAUGGCAGUGUUGGAGCUUCUCCAGACCUCGCUGACCCCUGGACAUCCCACAGACCUGGACAACUGUCUCCUCCAGGGGAUUCCAGAUGCCUAGACUCACCCUGGGGGAGCUUGACAUUUGGAUCCAUCCCUGAGGACCAAUUGGUUUUUUGCAAUUGCUUUUCUUGCAUUGGGGGUGGCAUGUGCAAAUGAGAACAGUAAAAAGAGAACCACUGAGCUCUAAAAAUCUGGAUUAUGAUGGAAGAUCAAAGGAUGUUGGGCUUACAUACAG